UCGAUUUCGAUGUUUGACACAGUUCGAAUUACUUUGUCUUUUGCUCUCGUUUAUUUGUAUUUAAUAUUUUUAGGUUAAUUAUUUAAUUAACAGUCCGAUUUUCUAAUAAAAAAUUAUGCAAGAUACGCAAGAUUUUUCUGACAUCAAUUCAACUGUGCCUCAGCAGGCACAGGAGUUUCAUUCUCCUAAUUUUCGGGAGUUGGAUAUGGAGGAAAGUUUGCUUGUCGCAGUUGAGAGUGAUAAUGCAGCGAAUGCACAACAGGCUUCGCAAAUAAUAGGAUUAGAUAUUGCAAACUCACAAAAUACCGAUGAUGAUCGCAAAACUUCAUUUCCGGAUUCUAAUACCAGUAAUUCUGAAAUGAAGCCUGGUAAUGAGCAUCAAUUGGAGGCUCGGCGGGAAACAGAAGAAGCAGAUAAUGCUAGUGAAAUAAGUGAUUUUUCUGACUUCAGUCAAGAAUCUUGGCAACCCGUUCAAGGUCCUAUAGCAUGGGUGCAGGAACAAAUGAGGAGAGGUCAGAGUCCUCGCAAAAUCUUGGAGGAUUUGGUUCCAACUGGCACACUGAUUCCAGAAGGCCUAGAUCCAAUAAUGUUAUGGAAGAUCAUCAUCAAUAUUGUGUCCGAGCCCCCAAAGCGUAAAAAACUUCAUGGUAUCAAUACAUUGGAUGAUGUAUUGGGGCUUCUCAGGACCUGCAAGAAGAUCAUGGUUCUCACAGGGGCAGGGGUUUCUGUUUCUUGUGGUAUACCCGACUUUCGAUCUCGAGAUGGUGUUUAUGCAAGACUUGCUAAAGACUUCCCAAAUCUCCCAGACCCACAGGCCAUGUUUGAUAUUCAUUUCUUCCGUUCAGAUCCCAGACCAUUUUUCAAGUUUGCUAAGGAGAUUUACCCUGGGCAAUUCCAACCAUCUCCUUGCCACCAUUUUAUUCGUUUACUGGAAGAAAAAGAAAAGCUACUCAGGAAUUACACUCAGAAUAUUGAUACACUAGAGCAAGUGGCUGGUAUACAGCGGAUUGUGCAAUGUCAUGGGUCAUUUGCUACAGCAACAUGUGCUGUGUGUGGCCACAAAGUUGGUUCUGAUGCAAUUAAAGAAGAUAUCUUCAAUCAGGUGAUCCCACAAUGUCCACGCUGCUCACCCGCUAAUGUAAAUGCUGUCAUGAAGCCAGACAUUGUAUUUUUUGGGGAGAGCCUGCCAGAACAUUUUCACAACCAAAUGGCAGCUGACAAGGAUGAAUGCGAUUUGCUGAUUGUCAUUGGAUCUUCAUUGAAAGUUCGCCCCGUUGCUCUUAUACCUAAUUCAUUGCCUGCUCAUGUGCCACAAGUGCUAAUAAACAGAGAACGGCUGCAUCAUUUUAACUUUGAUGUUGAGCUUUUAGGCAACUGCGAUGGCAUCAUCGCAGAACUUUGUCGGCGCUUGGGCCCAGGCUGGGACCACUUAGCCCCACCAGGACCUCCUCUAAACGAGGUGUCCUUGUCCAGUCUGCCCUCCCCACCUGUUAGCCCAGAGUCCCAGGAGUCCAAGUCACCCAGCUGUCACUCUGAUGACUCCGCCCCUGGCUGCACCAGCCCCGCUGAACAAGCAGACAUGCUAGAAAGUUUGUCCAACAAAGAUCUGCCUUCUGCUAUAGACUCAUCCGAAUGUCAAAUGAGUAAAGUCACAGAUCCGCACAUCCACAUCCGGGAUGACGAUGUUGGAGUGUAUGAGGUUUCCACAUCCCAGCCUGAUGUCUCAUGCACUAAAUCACAUAAUCACAAACAUGCAAACAAAUGGCCCUUUUCCUCACGCAACUCACUGACAUUAACAGACUGUGUUCCUUCUACAAGUGUUAAUGAACAGUCUUGUUCAGACACGCCUGCAUUGGACAAACAAUCUAACAACGCAUGCACCUCUCAGGAAAUUGAAACGAUAGUUAACGCAUGCCAUCGGCGUGAUGUAAUGUACAUACCUAAUACUAAAAGCCACAGUCAUCAUGGGAGCUCCCAUCAUGUUCAUGAACAGCUGAAGUCACAUCAGCAUUCUCCAUCUGACGACCUUGUCUUUGCUCAACAUGAGCACCCAUCUUCUCAUGAAAAGUCCUCCCAUGGUCAUCCACCACACGACCAGUCAGAAACUGUGAAAAAGUGUGAGAAAAGACCACACAGCAGUUUAGGGGUGGAGGAUUCAGAUGCUCAAGACAAAGCUUGUUCAGAUAUAAAAAGGCACAAGCAGAGCUUAGAGGAGGUGGAAGAGGUUAGCCAGGAAGCCGACAAGAAAGAAAGUGAUUCGUUAUCCCAUGAAGAAUCAUUAGAUGAGAUGCGUAAAAUGUGGCAAAGUAAACACAGGCUCAGCCUUGCUCACAGAAUAUCAGAGGGUCAAGUUUUAUUUAUGCCCCCAAGUCGCUAUGUUUUUAAAGGAGCAGAGGUUUAUACUGACUCUGAGAGCAGUGAUUCUAGUGAGGAUGAUGAUGAAGAAGAAGAUGAUGAUGAUGAUGAAAGUAGUGUAUGCAGUGAUGAAGAUGCCCCUGAGGAUAACCCAGCUGAUCCCACUUUGACAGCUCUAGCUGAUUCAUCUGCCGUGCUGCCUACAGCCAGUGACCUGAGUCACAUUGUGGAGCAGUUACCAGUUAUGAGCUCUGAUUGUAUAUCUACCUCUAUUGAUGCAGUUAUUCCUGCACAGGUCCUGGCUGAUGUUCUUCCUAGCGGUCUGGAUGUUGUGACCAGCUCUAACAAAGAUGACAACCCAUUGAACCAAUGUUUAACUUUUUCAAACAUUCCUAAAGAGAUCUUGGCCUCCUGUCCUGUGUCCUCCACUGAUGAGGUUCUUCAUCUAGACAAGUGACAAUACUGUGAAAAAUAUGCUCUUCUGUACUGAAGUUAGAAAAUAUGCCAGCAAUUGCUGUCUCUUAUGGACUCUCCUGAGAAGAGGGAUGAAAUUAGUGCUUUAUGCACUUCUACUGCAAUCAUCUUAAGCUUUUUAAAAAAAAUUGAACAGCAAAAGUAAACAAUAAAUGUACAUAACUUAUAUUAUUGUUAUGCUUUUUAUGAAUUUUCAAAUUCUACUAUUGAAUGUUUAUAUGUACAGUUUGUAAUAUCUUACUUUUCAUACCUCCUGUCUGGGUGAAUUAAUUAUUGAAUCUCAAAUUUGGUGUCAUUAAGAGACAUUUGCCUUUAAAAAAUUAUCAUUUAUUUAAACAUUGUCCAUUUAUUGUUAUAAAUAAUCUUUUUUGUUGUCAUUAAUGUUUUUCACUUCCUUUGUGUUACAUAAUGCCAACCAAUAUUUAUUAAAAGAAAAGGUUUUUAUCUUAUGUACAUGGUGAUUGUGGAAUAUCCUUUUUUUUCUAAGGUAGUUGAUUUAUCAGUACUGAAAUAUGCUUUAAUUAACUGUUGUUAUGCAAACUAGAAAACCAGUUUAAAUUUGACCAGAUAAUGCUUUCAAUAGCUUCAAUUUCAUAGACAUUUUGUAACAUAAACCUAAACCUAGUUUAGAUGGCAAACAUCCAUACAGCAAAGGUUGUGUAUUUUUCCUUUAAAUAUUUUUAUAUUAGUAUUUGUGAUUUAUUUUUUUAUAUGUGUUGUAUACCUUCUGUUUAGCAUAUGUACAUUUCUUGCAGCAUGACAUUUCUUCUGGAAUUCAUUGAAUAUAUUAAUUAGUGUAUUCUGGUGGAGUUUUUUUUUUUAUCAGGAGUUAGAUUUGUCUAAAUAAAGAAUUCUUCACCUUAUUUAGUCAUUUCUAAUUUUGAAUGAAAUUUCUUCAGGCUUUUUGUUGGAACAUAUUUCCCAUAUUUAAGAGUACUCUAAAUUUUUUAAUGCAUUUUUAUUGGUAUCCAGCUCAAAAGAUAGCAUGAUGUGUAUAAAUCUACUAUAAAAGUUUAUGAUUCAACUGCAAUAAAUUAUCAUUGUAACCUUUAUAUUCUUGCGCAAAGUUAAAGUUUCCUACCUAGCUUUUAUCAAACAGCAACAAGAAAUUUAAAAAAAAUUUUUGGAUUUUUUAUUUCUUUUUGUAUAGUCAAAUUUUUUUUUAAAAUUUCAUUUAUAGUUGCUGAUGAUUCUUGUUUCCAUCAAUAGUUUAUGAUAAAGAGUUUUUAGAAAUUUAGAAAUGUAAAUAAUUACAUUUGUUGAGGCCAGUAAACCGACAUUACCUAGCAGAAUCUAUCAUUGGUGAUUGACUAUCUCUGUCUAUUAAUCGUACUAGAGAUCAAAUAGUACAUUGUCAUUGUUACUGUACUUAAUGUUGUUCCACACUGAAUGAAAUCAGCAGUCUUUCUGGGUACUUACUCUCCAGGGUAGUUCUGAUGACUAGAAACCAGUGUGCUUGGUGUACAGCCUUCAGUCUAUGAUGGUGCUGAAAUGUUUUUCAUGUGAAAAUGUGGAUUCUAUGCUGAACUUCUUCCAUGUUACAUAAUUUACUUUUUAUAAUUACAUUUUGUAUGUACUAAAUAUUUUUAAACAAUUUGUUUAGAUUUAUCACUCUUGCAAGUAGGAAUCUAUUUAUUUCAACAUGGUUUAUCAGAUAAGGGAUCAUCCAUUUAUGAUGUUCACGAGAAAAAGAAAAGUUUCACGCUACCUUCAGUCCACAUUUACCCUGUAAGGUCAUGUGGGUCAUCCAGGGAACAUAAUUUUCUCACAACUUACAAACUAAUCUAAUUCAGUACCACCAUGCACAUUGCAAUGCUAAUAUUUAUGUAGUAAUUUUUUUAUUAUUAUUAAAUGUGAAAAGGGUUUUGAGAAAUAAAUUCAUUUAAAAGAACAAAUUUCUGAUACACUCGUUUUAUUUUAAUUUCAGAAAAUUAACUGUAGCUCAAAUGGAGUACUAAGCCUUUCCUCUUGUUUGGAGGAAAAUAUUUUAAUUAGUAAUAUUUCUAGUCAGAUUCAGCAUUUUCUAAUACUCCUUUUAAAAUUCAACAUAAUUACCAGUGGUUUUUGUUUUGUAACCUAAGCGUUGUAAUUUCAAUGCAUGCAUUAUUUUGCAGGAUAGUUUAGCUUGUUAUGACCUAUAUGUGUAGUGAUGUUAAAUUUUUUGAGGUCCACCAAAAUCAUAAAAUACAACUUUGGUCAAACCAUCACCUCUAUGUUGACAUCAUAAAAGGAUGACCCCUAUAAUGAACAGGUUUAUGUUUUUACUUGUUUCUAAAUAUACCCUUAUUUUAAACUUCACUAUUUUGUUUUAUUGUGUUUAACUCCUGUAUGCAUUUUACAUAACCCAUUCAUUUUUUUAAAGAGCAUAUUGAGAUUACACUAUCCUUAGUUUAAAAUAGAACUGUAUCUGGAUCAUUGUAUUAGUAGUUGGGCUAUCACAAUAAGGUGUUGUUUUUUACUAAAUUUCAUUGUAAAACUUACAAGAGAAAUAAUAUAUAAUAACACUGUUAAAGUGUUCAAGUUAUUGUAUAUAUAUAUAUAUAUACGUUUAUCAUUAUAUAAAUAUCUCCUAAAUCUGUUUUUAAGGCCUAUCUAAUGUUUAGCUAAACAAGUUUUCCUGUAAAUCUGGGACUACCAAAUCCUAUUAUUUUUUAUUUCACUGAAGAAACUUUAUCCUGAUCAUAUGGUCUGUAGGCUUGUAAAGUUAGCUCAUGAAAGGCAAUUUUCCUAUUGUCCAGAUCUCAGAACUGUCUGACACCAUCUUAAGCUCUAGAUUUUCUACUCUGACCAGAUUUCAACUGGUGAUACAGGCAGGACUUUUGGUUUUAUACCAUUUGACUAUGUAUAUAUUUUGAAAAAGUAAAAUUUAU
Messenger RNA from Physella acuta, 5699 nucleotides. RefSeq names its product NAD-dependent protein deacetylase sirtuin-1. The record is from RefSeq and is a predicted model, not a curated record. Gene Ontology annotation, biological process: negative regulation of DNA-templated transcription. Gene Ontology annotation, molecular function: NAD+ binding; transcription corepressor activity; histone deacetylase activity, NAD-dependent. Lineage: Eukaryota; Metazoa; Mollusca; Gastropoda; Physidae. Gene Ontology annotation, cellular component: rDNA heterochromatin; nuclear inner membrane; nucleoplasm.